UUGGACUUGUCAUGUCGCCGCUGCUAUGCCAGCUGGGGUGGCUAACGCUACCAUCCGGUGACCUCCAGACUUACCAUGGCGUUGCCGCUGGCCGGCGCGGUAGCUUGGCAGCUACAAUCCGCGGCAGAAGAAGUCAUUGUUCCGCAGCCAUGGCAAGCCAUCCAGUCGACGUCGAUAAGAUCCGGCAUGGGCAGCGCGCGGCCGUGCUCGCCAUCGGCACGGCGAACCCGAUGAACUGCGUGCGCCAGGACGAGUACGCCGACUGGUAUUUCAGAGCCACCGGGAGCGACCACCUCCCUCACCUCAAGGCCAAGAUGAAGAGAAUGUGUGACAGGUCGGGCAUCAGGAAGCGCUACUUCCACCACAGCGAGAGGAUGAUCCGCGAGCACCCCGCCUUGCUCGGCCGUGACGAGCUGCCGUCGCUCAACGCGAGGCAGGACAUUCUGGCGGCCGCCGUGCCCGAGCUCGCCGCGGCUGCCGCCGAGGACGCCAUAGCGGAGUGGGGUCGCCCGGCUAGCGACGUCACCCACCUCGUCGUCUGCACCUACUCGGGCGCCCACAUGCCGGGUGCCGACCUCCGCCUCGCCUCCCUCCUUGGCCUCCGGCCCACGGUCUGCCGCACCGUGCUCUACCUCCAGGGCUGCACCGCCGGCAGCGCGGCGCUCCGCGUCGCCAAGGACGUCGCCGAGAACAACCGUGGCGCGCGCGUCCUCGUCGCCUGCGCCGAGCUCACGCUCGUCAUGCUCCGCGCGCCCGACGAGGCCCGCCCCGGCACGCUCGUCAUGCAGUCCAUGUUCGGCGACGGCGCCAGCGCCGCCGUCGUGGGCGCCGAGGCCGAGGAGCCCGUCGAGCGCCCGCUCUUCGAGAUGGUCUCCGCCUACCAGGACGUGAUACCGGAGACAACCGACAGCCGCGCGGCGGGGCAGCUGAACGAGGACGGCUUGGUGUUCCAACCGUCCAGCGGCAUGCCGGCGCUGGUGCGCCAGAAUAUCGAGCGGUGCGUCGCCGACGCGCUGGCGCCGCUCGGCCUCCGCGGCGGCGGCGGUGGGUGGAACGAGCUCUUCUGGGCGGUACAGCCCAGCGGGCGCGCGAUCUUGGACGGCGUCGAGGCGGGGCUGGCUCUGGAGCCGGAGAAGCUGGCGGCGAGCCGCCGCGUGCUGAGGGAGUACGGGUACAUGUCCGGCGCAUCGAUGCUAUUCGUGCUGGACGAGCUCAGGCGGCGCCAUGUUGGCGGUGGAUGGGACGACAUGCCGGCGGGAGGGAUGGGGGUGAUGGUGGGGAUCGGGCCGGGGAUCUCCGUGGAGACCAUGGUGCUGCGCGCGGCGAACAGCAGCCAGAGUAGGAACGGGGUUCUGCGUUCACCAUGGCAGUAGAUUUGAUUCGUGGGUCAUGGCUUCAUACUUUGUCACAUCUUACCCCUUUCCUCACCAUUUCCUCCUCUUUCUCUCCAGCUGCCCGAAAUUUGUGAAAAGGAAUUCCGUAUAAGGGAAUAAAGGGGAAAGGGAAACUCUUACAUCUUAAUAUGUACUCCUAGAAUACCCGUGCGUUGUUACGGGUCCUACUGGUUCUCAAGUCAUUCAACUGGUGAAAAAAAUCA
Setaria italica (foxtail millet) is the source of this 1597-nucleotide messenger RNA. RefSeq names its product bisdemethoxycurcumin synthase. Lineage: Eukaryota; Viridiplantae; Streptophyta; Magnoliopsida; Poales; Poaceae. The record is from RefSeq and is a predicted model, not a curated record. Gene Ontology annotation, molecular function: acyltransferase activity, transferring groups other than amino-acyl groups. Bases 12 to 1373 code for a protein of 453 amino acids. Gene Ontology annotation, biological process: polyketide biosynthetic process. The transcript has 3 exons.